Molecule: messenger RNA, 1152 nt
Organism: Nerophis lumbriciformis (worm pipefish)
Lineage: Eukaryota; Metazoa; Chordata; Actinopteri; Syngnathiformes; Syngnathidae
Source: RefSeq, a predicted model, not a curated record
AUGUUGGCAACUCAGCGACACAACUUUUCGGAUGUGUUAUCCACUCCGCGUCCUUUUAAUGGUAGCACGAUGAUGCAGAAGACAAAAGUAGGACAUAGAUUUGGUAAUUCCACCAAUUCACCUACUAGUCCAACUGCUGCAGGCAUCACCAUGACUCUUGGAAUUGUGUUCAAUGUAGUGGCGCUCAUCAUUCUUGCCAAAGCCUACACCCGCUUUAGGCGGAGGUCAAAGGCCACCUUUCUUCUUUUUGCUAGCUCUCUGGUGGCGACUGAUCUGGCCGGGCAUGUCAUCAAUGGAGCCUUGGUGCUAAGAAGAUACACAGCAGGAAUUGUGAACUUGACUGAUCCACUCUCUGACUUUUCAGGCAAUCUCAAAACUGAUCCAGAUGUCCCUUGUCUGUUUUUGGGAUGCUGCAUGGUGUUCUUCGGCCUGUCCCCCCUCUUCCUCGGCUGUGCUAUGGCCGCUGAGCGAUGCUUGGGUGUCUCCAGGCCUUUGCUACAUGCUCGUUUGGUCACGACAGCACGGACAAAGAUUGCACUAGCUCUCAUCUGGCUGUCGGCGUUGUCUGUGGCCCUGCUGCCGUUUUUCAGUUUAGGAGCCUACACUUAUCAGUACCCGGGUUCAUGGUGCUUUAUUAGGGUGAUGGAGGGAACUCAAAGCACAGAUUUAGUUUUUGUGACACUGUUCACCGGACUAGCAUUAAGCUCUCUGGCCAUCGCUUUUGUGUGUAACACCAUCAGUGGCCUAACCCUCAUGAGAGCAAGGUUAAAGAAGAAAUCCAGCUCCCAGCGCAGCUCGGCUAGGUCCCACGACACUGAGAUGGUGGUCCAGCUGGUUGGCAUCAUGGUCGCCUCGACCAUCUGCUGGAGCCCUCUCCUGGUCUUUGGACUCAUGUCAGCCACCCGGUCUUACAACAGAUCACUUGACCCAGACAGGAACACUUACAAGGAUUUAAUGGUAACUGGAGUCAGGAUGGCUACCUGUAACCAGAUCCUGGACCCAUGGGUGUACAUCUUGCUGCGGCGUGCAAUCCUCAAGAAAAUUUACAGGAUUACCAAAAGGCAAGCCAGCCUGAGGGGAAGUAUGCUUCGCUCUUUCCGCUGGGAUGUCAGCUCCUUUCAGAACUCAGAGAAAAAAAAUGUUAAAGUAUAA